AUGAACAAUAACUAUGACGACCCCAUCGAGGACGAUAUCGACGAUAUGGAAGAGGUCCAAACGGACGACUUGGCCGCAUUACCUCAACAUUUGCGGGAUGAGAUCGACCAUGCAUUCGAUCGCGCCGCGCGUGCAGUGACUGGGGAAGAGGACGAUGACUCUGGUAGGAGAAGGAAGAGAAGGAAGCUAAACUCUGGCAUUCCAUCACCCGUGGAGGACAUGGGCGGCGGGUUCCUCGUGUCUGAAGAACCUGGCGGAUUUCUUCCAUCAGACGAACCUACGGGUUCCGAUCCCUCCAAGUCUCACGGGAGCUUACUCUAUCGCUCGCCAUCUUUCCCGUCAACAUCAAGACAAACUCAUAUACCUAUCUCCCUCGUGUCCCGCGCUCUCAAACUUCUCCGCCUGCCGGUGGACGACGAUGCAGUGCUGGCCACGUUCCGAGAGGCGGCCACCGGAUGGGGUGAGAGGGCUGGCAAAGCAGAGGAGAAGGGGGUGAGCAGGGAGGACUGGAGGGCAGUUUGUGCGGUCUUGAUUGGCCAGAGGGAGGAGGGCGAAAUGAAACGGGAUGAUAAUGACGAGGAGGAAGAUGAAGAACCGGAAGGCGAAGGAGGUUUCAUGAUGGACGAAGAAGAGGAGAGCGACCUCACGGAUGACGAGGAAGACAACUAUCAGCCGGAGGACGACGAGCAAGGGUCAUCCCCCAGCUCCGACCAAGGUUCGGAGUACGAAGAAGCACCCGCAUCGAGUAGCAAACCAUUUAAGGACAAGAGGAAGGCAAAGGGCAAAACGCGCGUCAGGGAUCAGGAGCUCGAGCUGUCCGAACUAGGCUACGCAGACCUUUCUGUAAAAAAGAAGCAGGAGGUUAGGGAUGCGUUCGCCUUGUUUUUCGAAGAGGAGAAGGGAAUGAAACCCAAAGAUUUGAAUGGAAAGGGGAAGCAGAGGGAGACCCCGCCGCUGAUUACACGGCGUAUUGGUGCUGCGGACCUGGCGAAGGUGGCCAAACUCCUGAAUGAAAAGCUUUCGGCCGAGGAGAUUGAGGAGAUGCUGGAGAUGUUUACCAGCGCUGCCGAUAAGACGGUCGGUAUCCAGGACUUCUCAAAGAUCAUGAUCAGAGGGAACGUCCUAUAA
Molecule: messenger RNA, 1128 nt
Organism: Dacryopinax primogenitus
Lineage: Eukaryota; Fungi; Basidiomycota; Dacrymycetes; Dacrymycetales; Dacrymycetaceae
Exons: 2
Coding region: 1-1128 (375 amino acids)
Source: RefSeq, a predicted model, not a curated record